CGCCCCCUAAGCAUCUCUUAUUAUUCCUAAGAUUCUUCUAACCGGCACUAAUUAAUGGCGGCAUAUUACUUCUUAAUUAACUUCUCUAAUCUAUUAAUUAAUUAAUUAAUUAUAUACUAUGAUUGUCCCUUUAAGAUGGAAUUUGGAAGCCACACUCCCAUUUCCAUGGAUUCUUCUCUGAGUCAGACCCCCCGCCACCCGGCUUGUGCUCACCACGAGCUUCGGCUUCCCGCCGCACACCAUGACAACAACCCCACAUCGACACCAAUGUCCAACCCACUGCAACGCGCUCAGUGGCUCCGGGCCGCCAUACUCGGCGCCAACGACGGCUUGCUCUCCACCACCUCACUCAUGCUCGGCGUCGGCGCCGCCAAGGAGAACAGGCGCUCCGUCAUCCUCUCCGGGAUCGCCGGAGCCGUUGCCGGCGCCUGCAGCAUGGCUGUCGGGGAGUUUGUCUCUGUCUCCACCCAAAGAGAUAUCCACAGGGCAACAGCAGCCGGCAGCAGCCAUUCUAGUUCGGAGCCAACCAAGCCAUGCCCAGUCACCGCCGUCUUAAUCGAUAUUGCUAACCCCGCCGGGGCUAGCCGGCCCAUGUCGCCGGCCAUGACAGGCAACCAAAAAUCGCCGCCAUCAGCCGCUACGCCGGAACGAAAGUCGCCGCUCAUCCUCCACCUGGCCAGGUCCCCCGCCAUGAAAGUCAUAGCAGAAGGUCGUUAAAUUGAAAUCCUAAAUUCAUUAUUCAGAUGCAUUUUUAUUGAAAAAUUAUGGGUUCUUGACGCAGAUGAAGCAAAGAUGGCGGGAAACCAAGAUGACGGGGAUGGAGGGCUGCCGAACCCAUACAAGGCUGCGGCAGCGUCAGCCUUGGCAUUUCUAGCGGGAUCGAUCGUUCCUUUUCCGCCGGCGAUGCUCAUUGCUCAUAACGAGAGUAGGAUGGUGGCGAUCGUGGCGGUGACGACGGUUGCUCUGGCGGUUUUCGGGGCUGUCGGGGCUUACGCCGGCGGGUCUCCGGUGAGAGUAUCUGCGGUUAGGGUUCUGCUUGGAGGGUGGGCUUCCAUGGCCAUAGCUUAUGGUUUGCUUAAGGCUUUGGACAAGGAUCACGCAGAGGACCAUGAAGCCUGAUAAGUGAUAUUUGCUUAUUUUAAAUAAGAUAUAUAUAUAUAUAUAUAAAUACAUAUACAUGUACAUAUGAAUAUCUUGCAACUAGGCUUACGAUUUUGUUAUAUUGUUCGCAUUGAACAAUAUAAUAUUUCGUAGACGUGGAAUUGAGAGAGAGCGGGAAACCCACACACCCACCCCUGUU
Messenger RNA from Diospyros lotus (date-plum), 1300 nucleotides. Its product is annotated as vacuolar iron transporter homolog 3-like. Gene Ontology annotation, biological process: intracellular manganese ion homeostasis. Lineage: Eukaryota; Viridiplantae; Streptophyta; Magnoliopsida; Ericales; Ebenaceae. Bases 793 to 1119 code for a protein of 108 amino acids. Gene Ontology annotation, cellular component: membrane. The record is from RefSeq and is a predicted model, not a curated record. The transcript has a single exon. Gene Ontology annotation, molecular function: iron ion transmembrane transporter activity; manganese ion transmembrane transporter activity.